AUGCCGAAACGGAGACGAAGCGAGGAUGAUAUUGGCAAGCAGCCAGCCCCCGCGAAACGAAGUCGCACUGGGUCCAAGCGGAAUCUGCUGGACAUUAGCGACGAAAUCCUUCUGCGGAUCCUGUCAUUUCUCCCUAUUAAAGACCUGCUGAAGACCGAGUGUGUCUCGCGGCGCCUUAAUUCUCUCGCUACCGAUCGUGGAAUCUGGAAGGUGAAAUAUAUGCAAACAUGGGUGCGACCGCGCUCGCGACGGAUUCCUUCUGCAGGACCAGGGCGACAAGAUCACUCGGUUGAUUGGAAAAGCCAGUUCAGAAUCAAAUCAAAUUGGGCAAAGGGCCAGGCUAAAGUAAAAGAGGUCGAGGUCGCUCGUCCACCGGCGCCACCUGUGAUUGCGAAAGUCCAUCGAGGCAUGAUAUACACAGUCGAUCCAGCAACUGGCUUGCGGGUUUGGUCGCAGAGAGACGUGAUGAAGACACCAAGGGCGCAGAUUUGGCUUCAUGCGACGUCGGCAGCCACCUGCAUGGCAGUAGAAACUAUCGACGAUACAGCCUAUAUCUCGCUUGGGUUCGAUGAUGGAUCUCUCGCAAUUUACCUCUACAACUAUAGGGGUCAAUUCGAGCAUCGGUUUAGCCACCAGUCUGCCGAUGGGCCUUUAGUGGCUAUUUCUUUAGCCUUUCCCUACGUGAUGACGGUCUCCAGAACAAAAUACCUGAGCCUGUAUCAGUGGGACUUAAGGGGGAUUCGAGCCGGAGACGCCACCCAUAUAUCGACCAUUGCUCGACUUCAGUCCGAUGCGUCCUUUGCGCCUGUUUCAGUAUCUUUGAGACACGCACCAUCCCAGGUCAUUGCGACCAUCGCCUAUGCAUUUAGCCGAUUUCAGUCUGGAUGGUGCAUUGGGUUACAGGAGAUCCGCUUGAGCACUGCCGGCAGACUUGUGGACAGCAGACUCGCGUCAACAAUCGGACCGCCCUACACAGGUUGGAGCAAAGGGGAUAUGACCACUCGAUCGACAAGCUCCCUGCCGUUGCCGCUGCACCCUCAGCUGAUGAAACCGCCUACAUCGCUUUCUUAUCAACAUCCGUUCCUGAUCGGGACCUUGGCGGACAACACCAUCAUAUCUUUUCUGGUGACUUCAAACGAUGAGAAGCUAGAGAUUAGCGCCGCAAGACGUCUUUGGGGCCACACAUCGGCAGUCUCGGGCGCAGAAGUCAACAAUCGGGGCAAGGCAGUGUCAAUCAGCUCUCGAGGAGAUGAAAUGCGAGUUUGGGACCUGGAACCUGUGAUGACCGCCGAAAGCCAGCCUCGGGCCAGCACUCGGAUAACAGCCGUCGACGCACUUCCUGGUUCCGCUGGACUGUUGGCUCGGAGAGGUCCUGGGUUGCAAUCUGCUCUGGGAGAGGUAAGACGCGAAUUAGAGCUCAUUAGACAGUGGGUUGGCUUCGAUGAUGAGCAGGUGGUGGUGCUGGGCGAACGAGAUCAACGACAGAUUAUGGCAUUAUACGAUUUUACGUAG
Molecule: messenger RNA, 1512 nt
Organism: Fonsecaea multimorphosa CBS 102226
Lineage: Eukaryota; Fungi; Ascomycota; Eurotiomycetes; Chaetothyriales; Herpotrichiellaceae
Exons: 2
Coding region: 1-1512 (503 amino acids)
Molecular function (GO): protein binding
Source: RefSeq, a predicted model, not a curated record